CCCCGACAAGGAAGGAAGAAGCAGUUGGUUCGAUCUCUGGUAAUCUAUGCCAGCAAUUAUGACAAUGUUAGCAGACCAUGCAGCUCGUCAGCUGCUUGAUUUCAGCCAAAAACUGGAUAUCAACCUUUUAGACAAUGUUGUGAAUUGCUUAUACCAUGGAGAAGGAGCCCAGCAAAGAAUGGCUCAAGAAGUACUGACACAUUUAAAGGAACAUCCAGAUGCGUGGACAAGAGUUGACACAAUUUUGGAAUUCUCACAGAAUAUGAACACAAAAUAUUAUGGACUACAAAUUUUGGAAAAUGUGAUAAAAACAAGGUGGAAGAUUCUUCCAAGGAACCAGUGUGAAGGAAUAAAAAAAUAUGUUGUUGGCCUCAUUAUCAAGACAUCUUCUGACCCAACUUGUGUAGAGAAAGAAAAGGUGUAUAUCGGGAAAUUAAAUAUGAUUCUUGUCCAGAUACUUAAACAAGAAUGGCCUAAGCAUUGGCCAACUUUUAUCAGUGACAUUGUUGGAGCAAGUAGGACCAGCGAAAGUCUUUGUCAAAAUAAUAUGGUGAUUCUCAAACUCUUGAGCGAAGAAGUAUUUGAUUUUUCUAGUGGACAGAUAACUCAAGUGAAAGCAAAGCAUUUAAAAGACAGCAUGUGCAAUGAAUUCUCACAAAUAUUUCAACUUUGUCAGUUUGUAAUGGAAAAUUCUCAAAAUGCUCCACUUGUACAUGCAACCUUGGAAACACUGUUGAGAUUUCUGAACUGGAUUCCACUGGGAUAUAUUUUUGAGACCAAGUUAAUCAGCACAUUAAUUUAUAAGUUCCUGAAUGUUCCAAUGUUUCGAAAUGUUUCUCUAAAGUGCCUCACUGAGAUUGCUGGUGUGAGUGUAAGCCAAUAUGAAGAACAAUUUGUAACACUAUUUACACUGACAAUGAUGCAGCUAAAACAGAUGCUUCCCUUAAAUACUAAUAUUCGACUUGCAUACUCAAAUGGAAAAGAUGAUGAACAGAACUUUAUUCAAAAUCUCAGUUUAUUUCUCUGCACCUUUCUGAAAGAACAUGGUCAACUUAUAGAGAAAAGACUCAAUCUCAGGGAAACACUCAUGGAGGCCCUUCAUUAUAUGUUGUUGGUAUCUGAAGUGGAAGAAACUGAAAUCUUUAAGAUUUGUCUUGAAUACUGGAAUCAUCUGGCAGCUGAACUCUAUAGAGAGAGCCCAUUUUCUACAUCUGCUUCUCCAUUGCUCUCUGGAAGUCAGCAUUUUGAUGUUCCUCCCAGGAGGCAGCUGUAUUUACCCGUGUUAUCAAAGGUUCGUUUAUUGAUGGUUAGUCGAAUGGCUAAACCAGAGGAAGUACUGGUUGUAGAAAACGAUCAGGGAGAAGUAGUGAGAGAAUUCAUGAAAGAUACAGAUUCCAUAAAUUUGUAUAAGAAUAUGAGAGAGACAUUAGUUUACCUUACUCAUCUGGAUUAUGUAGAUACAGAAAGAAUAAUGACUGAGAAACUUCACAAUCAAGUGAAUGGUACAGAGUGGUCUUGGAAGAAUUUGAAUACGUUAUGUUGGGCAAUAGGCUCCAUUAGUGGAGCAAUGCAUGAAGAGGAUGAAAAACGGUUUCUUGUUACUGUUAUAAAGGAUCUAUUAGGAUUAUGUGAACAGAAAAGAGGCAAAGAUAAUAAAGCAAUUAUUGCAUCAAAUAUCAUGUACAUAGUAGGUCAAUAUCCAAGAUUUUUAAGAGCUCACUGGAAGUUUUUGAAGACAGUAGUUAACAAGCUGUUUGAAUUCAUGCAUGAGACCCAUGAUGGAGUGCAGGACAUGGCUUGUGAUACUUUCAUCAAAAUAGCUCAAAAAUGCCGCAGGCAUUUCGUUCAGGUUCAGGUUGGAGAAGUGAUGCCGUUUAUUGAUGAGAUUUUAAACAACAUUAACACUAUAAUUUGUGAUCUUCAGCCUCAGCAGGUUCAUACAUUUUAUGAAGCUGUGGGAUACAUGAUUGGUGCACAGACAGACCAAACAGUCCAAGAACAUUUGAUAGAAAAAUACAUGCUACUCCCUAAUCAAGUGUGGGAUAGUAUAAUCCAGCAGGCAACCAAAAAUGUGGACAUACUGAAAGAUCCAGAAACAGUCAAGCAGCUCGGUAGCAUCUUAAAAACAAAUGUGAGAGCUUGCAAAGCUGUUGGACAUCCCUUUGUAAUUCAGCUUGGAAGAAUUUAUUUAGAUAUGCUUAAUGUAUAUAAGUGCCUCAGUGAAAAUAUUUCUGCAGCUAUCCAAGCUAAUGGUGAAAUGGUUAAAAAUAUUUAUCCUGUUAGAAUAGGCUGCAUCUUUUUAACAACUCAUUAAAAAAAAAACAAAAUAAAACUCUGGCUUUUGAGAUGACUUAUACUAAUUUACAUUGUUUACCAAGCUGUAGUGCUUUAAGAACACUACUUAAAAAGCAAAAUAAACUUGGUUUACAUUUA
Molecule: messenger RNA, 2433 nt
Organism: Dipodomys ordii (Ord's kangaroo rat)
Lineage: Eukaryota; Metazoa; Chordata; Mammalia; Rodentia; Heteromyidae
Gene: Xpo1
Product: exportin 1
Exons: 19
Coding region: 47-2314 (755 amino acids)
Biological process (GO): ribosomal large subunit export from nucleus; protein export from nucleus; ribosomal small subunit export from nucleus
Cellular component (GO): nucleus; cytoplasm
Molecular function (GO): small GTPase binding; nuclear export signal receptor activity
Source: RefSeq, a predicted model, not a curated record